AUGGGAACCGCGGACCCCUACGUGGAGAUCCGGCUCCUGCCCUGCGACCCACUGGCACCGGGAGUCCUUUCCAAGAAGGAGGUGAAGAGCGCCUCCGGCAAGAUCUUCGACCGGACUUUGUGGAAGACCACUUCCAGAAUUGUCCGAGGGUCUCUGACCCCUCAGUGGGACGAAGCGUACUACUUCUCUCUAAAGGCCAGAGCUGACUUAAGUGAGCUCUUCAUUUACAUCCGUGUUUUGGAUUAUGACGUUGUGGUCAGUGACGACUUUUUGGGGCACUGCUCCUUCCGGCUUCUGGACGCGCUCUCACCACAGAACGACGUCAGUGCCGGCUGGCGGGCCUUGUUACAGAGCAGCCGCAGUGCACUCGAGCGCCUCGCCGUGCUCCGAGACCCGCACCUGACCGAGUCCUCCGGGAAGCCACAGCCAUUCAAGCUGGUGGCACCUUUGGGCCAAGAGAAGACCUACGACCUCAGCGCCGCCCAGAUCUUCCUGCAGCUGUCCAUCAUGGCUCGGAGCUCACGGCCCCUCUUCAGCCAGAAGGCCUCCGCCGGCCCCCAACAGGGACCCGGGGAGGACGCAGAGGCACAGCUCCUGGCGGAGGCGGUGGCCAACGGCGACCUCUGGGAGGCGAGUGCCCUCCUCGAGACGGGCCGCGCCUCCGUGAAUUGUCGAGCUAUCGAG
This is a messenger RNA of Symbiodinium sp. CCMP2456, 684 nucleotides long. NCBI's taxonomy places the organism in Eukaryota, Dinophyceae, Suessiales, Symbiodiniaceae. The record is from the annotation of a GenBank genome assembly.